CUACGGAGUACAAGUAAGAGUACGCAGUACGCACGGGAAUACAGAUACUUGCUGACGGACCGAGUCGUUGCCCUACCAAAGGUCGUUGAGAGCUCUCUCGUCGAGCUCGACACAAAAGAUUUGUUAUGUCGCGCUGCCGCCGCAGCCAUGAAUAACGAACAAUUCCGCCGGCUUCUGCUAGCCAACACGGCCAAGUCUGGCUCCGAUACCAAUGGCGUUUCUCCUCCCAAUAAUGCGCGCCCGGCGUCGAGCACGUCGCUCGCGCUAGGAUCCAAACUCAAGUCGAGCAUCCCCAUGACCCCUCGGUCCGUGGUGGGUGCGCGCGGCGUGGAUUUUGCAAAGCAGCUUGCAGAACGAAACCAGAGCUCGGAAAAGCCGCAGAAAAAGUUCCGAUCGUUCGCGCCAAGAGGCAGCCGGCUCGCCGAGGGCUACGUCGAUCGAGCCAGGACGAGGGAAGAGGAGGAGGAGGACGAGCGGGCCGAGAGACUGAGGAAUCUAGAAGAGUCGUUCAAAAAGGGAGAUAUCGACCGCGAGACGUACGAUCGCUUACGGAACGAAAUCGUGGGCGGCGACCUGUCGAGCACCCACCUGGUCAAAGGGCUGGACUUCAAGCUGCUAGAGCGGAUACGCAGGGGAGAAGAUGUCUACGGAGAGGGGCAAAGGUCACGUCAGGCGGAAGACGAUAAGGCGCAAAAUGACGAGCCACAGGAGGAGGACCCCGAUGAGGUCUUGGAGAAGCUCGAGGCUACCGAAGUCAGAGCCAUCGAGAAGGAAAAAGUGCAGAAGAAGGGCCAGCUUGCCACUACCGCACUCCAACCUGGCCAAAAACGAACACGAAACCAAAUCCUGGCCGAGCUGAAAGCUGCGCGGGCAGCCGCCGCCAAGACAAAGGAGGGGUCGACCCUUGGUGCCAAGUUCAAAAAGAUUGGCGAAAAGAAGACACCAGGGGUGAGGAUAGAGAGGGACAGCAAAGGUCGCGAGGUCAUGAUUAUCGUUGACGAGGACGGGCAUGAGAAGCGGAAGGUGAGGAAGCUCGACGCCAGCGCUUCAGAGGAACAGGAGAAGGAAAAGGAGCUUCUGGCCUCGGGCAAAGUCCUUGGAAUGGAGGUGCCCGAGUUCUACAAGAAGCAGCUCGAGGCGCAACAAGCCGAGGAGGACGGAAAGGAGAUCAGCAUCUUCGAUGACGCCGGAUCCGACUACGAUCCACUGGCCGGACUAGAAGGGUCGGACGGGUCUUCCGACGAAGAAGACGAUGCCAAGGAUCAAUCGAAGGCCAAGGAUCAAUUGGAGACCAAGGAUCAAUCGGAGGCCAAGACGGCAGCAGAGAUGCCCCCGCCGCCCAAGCCUGAGGCUCCCGCGGCGAGAAACUACUUCAAGGACUCCAAGACGGCACUCACGUCGGAAGAAAAAUAUAAGGCCCCGUCGCUCGACGACCCGGCCUUCUUGGCGGCCCUCAAGAAGGCCAAGGCGGCUAGUGCCAUGGAAAAAUCAGAAGAGGAGAGAAAGGCAGCGGAGCGAGAAGAGCGGCUCAAGAAGAAGCUCGAAGAAUUGCACCGCGACGACGAAGAUAUGGACAUGGGCUUUGGCUCCAGCCGGGUGGAAGACGAGGCGGAUCUGGACGAAACCAAGGUCAAAUUGUCGGCCUGGGAUGAUGAUGACGACGAUGGCAGAGCUGGCGGCGGAGGCGGCGGAGGAGGAGGAAAGUCGCAGCGGAAGCGGGGGAAGAAGAAGAAAAAGGGGGACAAGAAUAGCUUUGCGGAUGUCAUGAAGGUGAUUCAGAGACAGAAGGGAGGUGGCGGGUAGGGCCAAUGCUUUGGGAGUGCACGGCAGCAAUUAAUUACUUGUUGGGGCACUGUACUAGUGUGCCGGCCUCAAACUACGGAUUACAAGCGUCAACUGAGGACACGGCAAACAUUGCCGGAAAACUGUGAAGCUAAAAAAGAACGGGAAAGAACCCGCGAC
Messenger RNA from Thermothelomyces thermophilus ATCC 42464, 1962 nucleotides. RefSeq lists its product as uncharacterized. The transcript has a single exon. Gene Ontology annotation, cellular component: nucleus. The record is from RefSeq and is a predicted model, not a curated record. Bases 148 to 1803 code for a protein of 551 amino acids. Gene Ontology annotation, biological process: mRNA splicing, via spliceosome. Lineage: Eukaryota; Fungi; Ascomycota; Sordariomycetes; Sordariales; Chaetomiaceae.